AUGAGUCACCGUAACUCAAUCGAUUUCAAAAAGAAGAACAAACAACAAUCUAUAUCGGGUUCCAUCUCAGUGUCAUUAGGUUUACAACAAGAAGAAGAACCUCGUGAUGAUUAUUUUGAUGAUGAAAAUGUAAAUAAUAAUAAUUACAUGGGUCGGUCCUAUGUGAGUGGAUUCCUCUCUGUUUCACCUGCCCUAAUGGGAUCUAUGAAACAGGAUGAAGAAUCGUUGCCAAUGGCUUACAAUGGUGGCCAACGAUUGUUUAAUAGACCAAUCCAUGCUUCUGAAAAAUUGCAUAAACAAACUGCUGCCAUAUCUGAAGACUUCGAAGAUGAUGAGGAUGAUACCAGAAUUAAAGAUUACAUUACCUUGUUCCAAGGUGAAGAUAAUGGUCUAAUGGCAGAUAAAAAUGAUAGUCUUGACCAGCGACUGGGACUGGGACAAGACGAAGAAGCUGAAGAAGAUUUUAUCGAACCUGUCGCCGAAGCUGCUGAUGUAGAUGAAUCCUCUAGAUUACUCAUUUCACCAUUGUCUUCUAAUAUUAAUCCUAAUAUCGAUGACUUAUUGCCCACCGUCACGGGAGAAGAUGUAUCCUCGUAUCAAUCCAUAUACAGAACUGCAACACCGUCUCUUUCAAGAAACUCUGAAACAAUAUGGCAAAACAUUGCUGAUUUCCCUUAUCAAUUCAUCCAUUAUCUACCUGCCGCUGUUUUGGGUCUUCUACUGAAUAUUCUUGAUGCUUUAUCAUAUGGUAUGAUUAUUUUUCCCAUUACAGAACCAAUAUUUUCGCAUUUAGGCCCAACUGGUUUAUCAAUGUUCUAUAUUUCCACUAUAAUAUCACAAACGAUUUAUUCUAGCGGGUGGUCGAGUUUCCCCAGUGGUAUCGGAAGUGAAAUGAUAGAAGUGACACCAUUUUUCCAUACGAUGGCAUUAGCAAUUAAAGAAACACUUCCGGGAAGAGAUGACGAAAUUAUUACCACUACAAUUUUUUGUUAUGUAAUUAGUUCUAUGUUAACUGGUUUAACAUUUUACUCUCUGGGCAAAUUGCAUUUAGGGAAAAUUGUUGGCUUUUUCCCACGUCAUAUAUUAAUUGGAUGUAUUGGAGGUGUUGGUUAUUUCUUGCUUGUUACCGGUAUAGAAGUAACCACUAGAGUGGCAAAAUUCGAAUAUUCAAUACCAUUCCUUGCUAGUCUAUUUUCCGAUUGGGCUACCCUUUGGAAGUGGUUAUUACCUGUAUUAUUGACUGUAAUAUUGAUUGUAACUCAACGUUGCUUUAAGAAUUCAUUGGUCUUACCAUCAUUUUAUAUCCUAACAUUAAUCCUUUUCCAUUUUAUUGUAGCCAUUAUUCCAAGCCUCACUCUAAAUCAAUUAAGAGAUUCUGGUUGGAUCUUCCCCAUCGCAAUCUCUAAUUCAAAAUGGUACGACCAUUAUAAAUUAUUCGAUUUUAAGAAAGUCCAUUGGACAUUAGUCUUCAAACAAAUACCUACAAUGCUAGCAUUGACAUUUUUUGGUAUCCUUCAUGUUCCCAUUAAUGUCCCUGCAUUAGCCAUGUCAUUACACUUGGAUAAAUAUGAUGUGGAUAAAGAAUUAAUAGCCCAUGGGUUAUCUAAUUUUAUUAGCGGCGCCGUUGGAUCCAUCCAGAAUUAUUUGGUUUAUACAAACAGUGUUCUCUUUAUUCGUGCUGGGGCAGAUUCUGCGAUGGCCGGUUAUAUCUUAAUAAUAUUAACUGCUAUUGUGAUGUUCAUUGGACCAGUAAUAAUAUCCUUCAUUCCUAUUUGUAUUGUGGGAUCUUUAAUAUUUCUUUUGGGUUAUGAAUUGUUGGUGGAAGCCCUAUGGGAUCCUUGGGGCAAAAUCUCCAAUUUUGAAUAUAUUACCAUUGUUAUUAUUGUUCUUACGAUGGGUAUUUUUGACUUUGUUUUAGGUAUCAUCGUCGGUAUUUUAAUUGCCUGCUUCUCAUUUUUAAUCGAUAGUACUAAAUUGCAAACAAUUAAUGGAGAAUAUGAUGGAACAGUAGCCAAGAGUACUGUUUAUAGAGAUUUGAUCCAAACAAAGUUUUUGAAUGGCAUUGGUGAACAAAUUUAUGUGUUAAAAUUGCAAAACUUGUUAUUUUUCGGAACUAUUAUAUCCAUCGAAGAGAAAAUUGAUGAGUUAUUGGAAAUUUGUCAUAAGGACUCAUCAAGGCUUAGAAUCAAAUACUUAAUCCUUGAUUUCAAAAACAUUAAUGCUGAUAAUAUUGAUUACUCUGCCGCAGAGGGGUUCAAUAGAAUUAAAAGGUUCACUCAAACAAAGAAAAUUCAAUUGCUCAUAUCAUCUAUCAAGGAGAGGGAUCAUAUUUACAAAGCAUUUGAUAAUGUUGGUCUAUUGAAGGGAGUAGAGCUAUUUAAUGACUUAAAUAGCGCCCUAGAAUGGUGUGAAAAUGAAUUUCUUUUCAAAUAUAAACAAUUAAGAGAUAAAGCUAAAAGUCGAUUACAUAGAAAGCAAAUUAUUGAUAUUAAUGCAUCCAUAGGUAGUCAAAAAUAUCAAUUUACAGCAGGUAACGAUAAAAAAUCCAAUCUAGAUAUACCAAGAAAUCUCAUGUCUUUACCUAUUAAUACCCCACGUAAUCAUCAAAUACUGUCCGUUGCUCAAAAUGUAUUCCAAAAUGAAGAGCAAACUGUCAAGAAUUUGAAAACAGAACUUAAGGAUCAGGCUCCAUUCCUUCCCUUGUUGUUAUUUACAUUGAAACAGUAUAGACCUGGUAUUAUAUCUACAGAUAAAACCGUGAAAGAAAAUGAAAUUAAAUUUUGGAGCCAAUUAUGUCCCUAUUUCGUUAAAUUGCCUUUGGCUUCCCAAUCGACUUUGAUACAUAACAACAACAUAUUUUUCAUCGUGGAAACUGGGAUCUUAAAGGCAACAUUUAAUUUACCACAAGGCAACAUAUACGAAACAAUGUCCAACAGAACUUGUUAUGGGAAGAUAACUGGACAACAUAAUGAAUCCACUCUCAAAACGUUGACUAUAAGGGCAGAAAUUGAUUCUAUUUUAUGGGUCAUUGAUUCUGGUUCCUUGAUUAAGAUGAGGGCUGAAAAUGCUGAGUUAUUCACGGAACUAACAUUGCUAAUAAUGGCCGUGAAAGAUAACAGGUUCAAGGAACUAUUAGGGUAUACUCUGGUGAGCGCAUGA
Naumovozyma castellii is the source of this 3159-nucleotide messenger RNA. RefSeq names its product Vsb1p (gene VSB1). The record is from RefSeq and is a predicted model, not a curated record. The transcript has a single exon. The coding region runs from base 1 to 3159 and encodes 1052 amino acids. Lineage: Eukaryota; Fungi; Ascomycota; Saccharomycetes; Saccharomycetales; Saccharomycetaceae.